GUUCACUUUUUCGAAUUUUCCAAUUCGAGAAAGGUGUCGACCAAAGAAAGAAGGAAGAGAUAUCAUUCAUCAUUCGCUUCUGGCUCACUGUCUCCUUGCAACGGAAAGAUAUUCGGUGCUUCAGACCAAGAGAUCAGUCAGGUCUUUGUAGAAUAGAGUACUAAUAGAUUAGAUCAGAACAAUCUCAGCUCGCAAGAGGGUACCAUCAUCUUUGAAAGAUCAGCAGAUUAGAAAGAACACACCUAAACCAGUCAAGAUGUUGAAGAUGAAUGUAAUGAGACGAGCGUCUACUACCACUCACGACAAUGGCGACGGGACGGUAACAACCAUCACCACGUCGUACAAUCUGGAUGGUACCAAGGUAACCAAGAAGAAGACGCUUCCCAAGCACAUUCCGGAAAAUGUGGACCGUGGCACGGGUUCUCCCGUUCCUGCCAGGAGAGCGUCGUAUGGGUAUGAGUCCCUCGAACAAGCGGCGGAACAAGUCAAGAGCGAACUGCGUAAGGUACUGGGAGUUCCUCACAGCGACAAUCAUCUCUUUGAAAACAAGGUAGCUCGUGCCAUUCCUGCCGAGAUUGUCCUGAUUGCCAGUCAAGACGAUGUCACACAAGCUCAAGAGAGUGAUUCGGCCAGACGCAAAUACGAAUUGCCCGACAUUCCCAAUACGCGCAGUGAUUCCGGAUCACUAGCAACGUGUGCGCUCUUGCAAAUGUUCUUUGAAGAUCCCAAACGACUCGUCGCUGGCAACAGCAACAAGCAGCCCUACAAUUAUCGGCAACUUCUGCAACAAAUUCAAUCUCGUGUCAAGCAAUGUAGUUCCUUGCAACAGGCCAAUCCCGUCAUUUCGUCCUCUCGACCCUUGGGACCACCCGCGUUAAAGGGAGGACAGUUUGCACCCUUUUACAUUGUUCCUCCGGGUUUUACCGGCACCCGACGGGCCCUCCUCAUUUGCGUCGUGUCGGGAGAAGGACACGACCUCAAGGGACCACCCAAUGAUAUUCAAUACGUGCAUCAUUUUCUGACACAACAUUGUGGAUUCAAAGACAAGGAUAUUAUCCAAUUGCGAGAUGAUCAACACGCUCCGGCAUCGUCCAAACGAUCCACCAAACAAAACAUCCUCGAUGGCUUUUCCAAAAUGGUACGCAUGUCCAACCCCAACGAUGUAUUGUUCAUUCAGUAUACCGGACACGGGGGGCGAUUGGGAGAUAAUCUGUACAUUUUGCCAUCGGACUACAAGGAAAAUGGACAAAUCAUGGACGAUGAUAUUCUCAAGGAUUUGAUCAAGUUCUUGCCCGAAGCGGUUCAUUGCACCAUGCUGGUCGAUUGUUGUUACUCGGGGGUCAUUGGGGAUUUGCCCUAUAGUUUGCAUUCCAACAAGAAAGGCGUGGAUAUUGAACAACAGCAGACCAUUGGUAGUUAUUAUGAUACCGAUACCCGAGAAGAAAUGAUUGAACAUGAAGAACUUUGUGAUGAAGACUACAAGGCAAAGCAAGAGGCACGCUCCAAAUGGCGUAACAUGAAUCGUAUUGCCACCGUGGCGAAGGAGAUGGCCAAGGAAGCGGCGGAAAAGGCCAAAGAAGCCGCUGAAAAGGCCAGCAAGGCGGCUGGUGAAGCCAGUAAGGUAGCGUCCAAAGCCGCGGGUGAAUACGGAAAAGUCGCCUCGAAAGCUGCUGGUGAAUACGGAAAAGUUGCGUCUAAAGCCGCUGGCGAAUACGGAAAAGUCGCGUCCAAAGCGGCGGGAAAAGCAGCUGUAUCGGCCCGAGAGAGAGGCGCACAAGUCCGACAAUCGGCUGGAAAAGCGGCCGAACAGGCACGAAACAAAGCAGCCGAUUUUCGACGGUCGCAAACCACUGACGCGGUUCCGAGGGGACGCAAACGAACCGACGACGAAAAUGCCAGUCGUGGAGUUCCACCAAUGGCCAGGCCCACAUCCCCAAUGAAUCGCAGCAAGACCGUGGGACUGGGACACUCACCACCACGACAGCGACCGCAACCACAAGCUCAGCAACAAAAGCCAGCACUUCGUAGAGUGGCCACGGCACCUGCACCGCAUGCCAUGCCAU
Molecule: messenger RNA, 2063 nt
Organism: Seminavis robusta
Lineage: Eukaryota; Bacillariophyta; Bacillariophyceae; Naviculales; Naviculaceae
Source: the annotation of a GenBank genome assembly